Molecule: messenger RNA, 4683 nt
Organism: Melitaea cinxia (Glanville fritillary)
Lineage: Eukaryota; Metazoa; Arthropoda; Insecta; Lepidoptera; Nymphalidae
Exons: 7
Coding region: 482-3682 (1066 amino acids)
Molecular function (GO): protein binding
Source: RefSeq, a predicted model, not a curated record
AUUGCUCUUCACCUUACUGUCACGAUGUCACUGCGUAUAUUUUUAUUGAAUAUGGUAGCACAGCGCCUUCGUGUCGGUUGUAGGUGUCGAGGCGAACGGCGGCCCGUUCGUCUGUCCGUCAGUCGCGCCGCGCACACCGAGGUCUCCGCUCCUCUCACCGAACGCUAUUCUUCACGUCCGCAGCCGCCCUUAUCAAAACAUUCCCGCAUUGGGAUCGAUCUGUACGUCUCUACGCUAUCCGCGAUAACGUGUACGACCCAAGGGUGACGUUGCGGCUCCAGUGCCCCGUUCAGUGUUGUGACUUAUGCCUUGUGAUUAUCAGUUAUCGGAUUAAUGUUUACAAUUUUUGUUUUGAUACGUCGCAUUACAAGCACUACCUCAAGCGUCGCCUGCGCACGCCGCCGUCCGUCUGCUCCAUGAGCAUUCCUGGUAUGAGAUUACCGUCUGUUGUGCGCGCGCUAUGCUUGCGUGAUCGGUCAUCAUGCGCCUCUUCCGCGGGCCGAAGCGCAGGGAAGUGACCGGGCCUCAGGCCGUGACGUCUCCGCGCGGAGACCUCGCCGCGCACACCCCGCAUAACUACACGCUCGUCACCGCACUCCCCGCCAUGGUCAUGGAGGACGAUGCCAAUGAUAUGAAGAAAGUGUUUACAACAUGGGGUCGCCGCAUGGGAAAAAAACUGGAUAUGUUGAAAAAAGCUGAAAUAAAAGAACCAUCUGAGGAAACAGAGAAAAAUGUGAAUGUAAAUGACGACAAUUCGACGAUUAGCACAGGGCAGUACAAAAAGAAAGGAAAUUGGAAAAUGGGAAGAAGUAGUUCUGAUUCUGCGUCAUUAAAAAGGGAUAGCGAUACUGAAUCUAUAAGAAGUGGUUCAAGAGAUAGAUCGCCAAGUCCCUUCAAAUCUUUUUUUCAUCGAAUGGGCUCAACUGGAAUGUUAAAUAGUUCUAAAACACAAUCUCUUAAUACACCGAAAACGUCUGAUAAUUACUCUCUUACUAAUGGUCCUUCGCUGUAUCGAAGUUGUUCUACAUCACACUUAUCAACCUACGUUAAAGCCGAUGAUCCUUCUGAUGACAUAGACCUUCAAAAUACAAAUCCUGAUAAAAUCUCACCCUCCAAACAAAAACAAAAUUCACUGGCCGAAGAAAACUUAGUAAAGUCGUCGUCAAAGGCCGCUAGUUGUGAUAAUAUUCCAAAUAAGUUAGACGGAUCCCAAAACACAGGAUCAUGUAAGAAACCAAAUUUCCCAUAUGCUUUUUUAAGGUCUAAAUUAUCAGUUUUACCUGAAGAAAACAGUAUGGCAGCACAGCAUAGAUCUAUCUCCGCACGACAAAGUUUUUCGGAAAGAAUUGAUCGCAAAUCUCCGAAAUUUCGACGCGAAAGAAUAUAUUUACCGAAUUCCAGAUCAGAAGAGCGAUAUCAAAGCAGUGAUAACAUAUCCGUCCAUGGAGAUAGUAUACUUAUGAAUACAGGACUACGAAGUAAUUGUGAAUUUGCCAGAAGUUCGAUGAGAAGUAUUAAUGACACGGAUGUAAACACAUAUCAAAUUCGACGUACAGACGAGGCACUUCGACGAUCAUCUAUGAUAUCUCAAAAAGGACCUCUUGAUUACGAUCCAAUGCUAAUGCCAAGAAACAGAAACAGUUUGCCAGUAUAUGAAUAUAAUGGGAUAUUAGGGUCCUCACAAGAUAUAAAACCGGAUUUAGCAUCUUCUAAUCAAAGCAUCCAUCAAGAUAUUCUUCAAACUCAUCGAUUAAGCAAUUACGUCAGUUCAAAUGAAUCUGGAUACGAUAGUGAUGGAAGACCAACAGAUGAACACUUAAAUCAUUCCCCUCCUGGGUAUGCGCGCAAUAAAAAGAAUUCGUCAAAUAAUAUAAACGGAGAAAUAAAUCACAGUAAUUUUUCACGUCAGUUAAGUUUAAAUCAUAAAAUAAACAUGACCCGAGCCCAAGUUCCAACGAGACGAAGUUCUACUCCUUGUGCGCUAUUCCCUGUUGAGAAAAACGUAUCAUAUGAAAAUGAAAACCGAGAUGCCAACAAAUACAAAAGUAACGAUAUUAAUAAUCAUAUUAUGAUCGAUUACAAUGAUGCCAAACCACCGCCUUUACCAAAGAAAACUAUAAACAAAAAGAUUCCAUACAUUUAUAAAACAAUUACUUUAGAUGAACGCGUACAAACAAGAAAAAUAAAAUUAUUGCAAUCUCAAUUGGUAUCUAUCGAUCAUUCCUCAACACCGAAUCUUAGCGAAAAUAUGUCUGACGACUUAAUUGAUGAACAAGUUCAAGAAAUCGAUAUUCUUGGUCGAGGUCCAUGUACAAAACGUUUCAGAAAAAUAAGACUAUUAAAAUCAAGAUUAGAUGAAAGUUUAGGAGUCUAUUUGGCACAGCAUAGAGUUGAUUUUGAUAGUGCUGGUACGAAUUAUGAAAUUCGGUACAUUGUGGUAAAACUUGAUUUUGACGGCAUAGCUCAUAGAGAUGGAAGACUUCGGAUAGGUGAUGAAAUAGUUAAUGUAAAUGGAAAAGUUUUGCGGGGACUAUCUUCUUUACGAGAUGUACAACAUAUUGUUAAUUCCUGUUCUACAGAAGCAACAAUUGAGGAUGGGGCACUGUUUCAAAGAUAUCAAGUGGAUCUUGUUAUGGCUCAUGAUGAAAUUACUCCUAUUUCAUUAAGCCGAAUAAUAAACAGUCAACCUUGUGAACUUAAUUCCAUGCACUCUAUGUCAAAUGUACCGCCUGAUAUUAUAUCACAAACUGUACAUACACCAUCGCCUUCUAGCCAAAUUGUAAUAGAGACUCACUUUCCUACUGGUGAUCAUUAUACACAAAACGCAAAUAAUGGCAAUGAGCAUUGCAAUGACAAAUCAGACUCAAAUCAAAAAUGUGAAGUCGGAGUCCAAGUGAACAAUAGUCUAUUGUUAUCAAAUCAAAAAAGUGACGACGAAAAGUUAUUAGAACGGAACGGUUAUACGCAAUCUCAUCCGUCUCUACAAAAUAUCACAAAUAUAGAAAUUUCAAUGAGGUCAUCCCCUACACCAAGACACUCAAACAGCAAUAACUAUAGGCCAAUAUCACUUCAUAGUUCGCGGCCUCAACCAUUAUUUGGCGUAUCUGUACGUAGCGACAACGCAUCAAACGAAAUUAAAGAAAACUCAUCCCAUUAUAUUAAAAAUGCGCAACGGCUAUACCAAAAUCGAUCGUUUGAGAGUAUACCAGAGCAAUUACGAAGUAAUAGCAGAAGCAGAUUCUUUAACAGAGUUGGUUCGCAAAGAUGUUCGCCUAAUUAUAAUACACAUGUAUCCCGACAUCAAGAAUAUACCAGACAAGAGAACACACAUGCCUCUCAUAACACUUUGCAUAGGGCAGAAUUUUGGAAGGGACCUGGACACAAAAGUCUCGGAUUUAGUAUCGUUGGUGGAACAGAUUCUCCGAAAGGACAAAUGGGAAUAUUUGUUAAAACAGUUUUUCCAAACGGUCAAGCAUCCGAUAAGGGAACUAUCUAUGAAGGUGACGAGAUCUUGUCUGUAAACAACGUUCCAACGCGUGGACUCAGCCACGCUGGUGCAAUUUCGUUGUUUAAGCAAGUAAAAGAAGGAAAAAUAGAAUUGACGCUUUCAAGAAGAAGAGCUCCUAGGUCAAGAUCUGUAGAACCUCUUGGAAAUUUUCGCAGUGACGGCAAGAGAGAUUAAUGCUAGAUGAGCCAAAAGCCCCAAAGACAAAUAUGUUUUAUCGAGUGCAAUAACAUUUAAUAUUUUACUUUAUUUUAGGCCAAAGGCGAACAACAUUUAUAUAAAUAUUUACUCGUAGAACUAUUUUUAGAUGUGUAAGUGUACGUGGUACUAUACUAUGAUAUGUAGUAUAUAAGGUUACGUGGUCGCUUCCACAAUCUAAGUUCAUACUCAUGUUAAUUAAUUAAAUGAAUAGAACGUAAGUUAAAAAAUCUAUUUGUCAGCUUUAUUAAAAUAUAAUGUAUAUAACACGCAAUUCUAUAUUCCUAACGUCUUAAACGUUAUAUAUAGUGUGUCGAUAUCUAAUGUUAAACGUUGUUAGUGUUUAUAAUGUGAAUAUCAUAAGACUGUAUGUAACAUCAACUCAGUUCUAAACUCUUACGUUAAGUAUAUGUUAUUAUAUUAUAAAAUCCCGUUAGGAAUGCUAGAUCUCGUUACUUGCUAUAAUUGUACGUACAUAUUUCAUUAGGUGCUAAAUAAUAGUCGUACACAUUAACUUAUAUCUCCAAUACUACUUUAAUUACUAUAGAAAACUUGACUUUAAUCAUUACAAUAAAUAGACUGAUAUUUCGAUUUUCUAUAAACAUUAAUUUGUACCUAUAUUCACAACCAAAGUUUAGUAAUAAUGUGGAUCUUAUUUAAAUAAAUUUACACAUUCUAUUGCUGUGCAAGAAAAUUCUGUUCAAAUGUGUCAGCGAGUUUGCUCCGUCCAUUGAAAUCGUAGAGGGUCAUCGGUCAUUUCAUUGGCAGAUUGGCAGCCGGCGUAUAAAACAAAUUGUAAAAACGACAAUUAAAACGAUACAAAUGAAUCGAUACCAUCCAAGACGAUCGAAAUUAAAUAUUAAGAAUAUUCAACAACAGUAUUGUUAAAAAUUUAGUUUAUAAUACUUUGUAAAUAAUUUAUUAAGAUACCUCCCAAUGCUUCCAUGUUUUAAGUUGAAAAUAAAACAUUUAUAAAUAUA